This is a messenger RNA of Dracunculus medinensis (Guinea worm), 1086 nucleotides long. The record is from the annotation of a GenBank genome assembly. Lineage: Eukaryota; Metazoa; Nematoda; Chromadorea; Rhabditida; Dracunculidae.
AUGAAUGUUCGAACUAUUUGUGCGACAGUACCACAGGUUAUACGGAAAUUUGCCGAAUCGACUGAUAUUGCAGUUAUAUUUGAUAAUGAAAAGGUCACACUGACUUACAAGCAAAUUAAUAUUGAGAUAGAAUCACUUGGUGCUGGCUUAUUAUCAACGGGACUUCAACUAGGUGAUCGUAUCUUAAUAUGUGGUUCAAAUACUUCCUUAUUUCUAAUAUCGACAUUAGCAUGUGCAAGAGCUGGUCUUAUAUUUUCGUUAAUGAAUUCUAAUAUUCCCACAUCUGAACAGUUGAAAUACGUUUUAGAAAAGGGUCAAUUUCGAGCAAUAAUUUGCUUUUCUGCAAGUAGAGAAAUGGAAUUACUUUAUAAUUUGCUUAUUGAAAUAGUUCCCGAGUUGAGGAAUUCUGUCAAAGGCAUAAAUCGAAUAACAUUAGAAAUAGUAGCAGUAGAAAUUAUAAAAUAUGGGUUACUGGUAAUCUACUGUUUUUCCUAUAUAUUGUCAGAAAUAUUUUGUCGAAGUAGUCAAGAACGAAUCAAGAAAUUACCUAUUCUGGAAGAAUGGGAACCACAUCGGCUUGCUGCGAUACAAUUUACGGCUUUAGCCUUAUUAAAUAAGAUCCCUUUACGAGGGACGAAAUUCGGGAUAGGCGGCCGAUUACGGGGCACCAGUGCACCACCUAAGCUUGUUGCAAUUUCUCAUUACCAGCUGUUAAAUGGUUGUAGAAUUCUAGCUGAUUCCCUAAACUUAUUGCGAGAGGAUAAAUUAUGUUGCGCUCUACUAAUGUUCAGAAUUCCUAUUUUCGGUCUCGUUGGUCUAGUGCCAUUUAUAACUCAAACUCUGGUUGUCUUCCCAUCAGCAUCACCGUUACCUAAAUUCUUGUUUGAAUCCAUAAAAAAAUAUAAGUGCAGCCAUUUGUUAACAAAUCCAAUCGCCCUUCGAUUGGUGCUCAAGAUUACUUUGUCGCAUAAAGUUCAAUUACCAAGCGUAACAAAUAUUAUUCUUGUUGGAGAACGAGCGCCAAAUGAAUUAAUAACUUCGAUUUCUCAACAACUAGAAAAUGUUAAAACUAUAAAUGUACCAUAA